AGAUUUGAGUUAUUUUCUAUGGCGUCUGGUUUGCUCUAUUGAAGGUGAAGGUCCGCUCAUCUCCGCCAGCAUUCGCUGUCAAUGGCUUUCAGGACUUAUUUUAUUUGAAUGUCUGGGCUUUUAACACUUUCGUCCAAAGAAACCAAUAAUGGAUAUUCUAUGGAUUUUAUGGAUAAUACCAACCGCUAUAGCUGUAGAAGAGACACUAAUGGACUCCACCACAGCGACAGCUGAGUUGGGCUGGACAGUCUAUCCCGUGUCAGGGUCCAAUGACAACAGCUGGGAGGAGGUAAGUGGAUACGAUGAGAACAUGAACACCAUCCGCACCUACCAGGUGUGCAACGUGUUCGACAACAACCAGAACAACUGGGUCCGCACCAAGUACAUCCGGCGCCGGGGUGCACAGCGGAUCCACGUGGAGAUGAAGUUCUCCGUGCGAGACUGCAGCUCCAUCCCCAACGUGCCCGGCUCCUGUAAAGAGACUUUUAACCUGUACUACUAUGAGUCAGACUCGGACACGGCCAACAAGGUGUCCCCGCCAUGGAUGGAGAACCCCUGGAUCAAGGUGGACACCAUCGCGGCCGAUGAGAGCUUCUCCCAGGUCGACCUUGGCGGCCGGGUGAUGAAGAUCAACACAGAGGUGCGGAGCUUCGGCCCCGUGUCCAAACAUGGAUUCUACCUGGCCUUCCAGGACUACGGCGGCUGCAUGUCCCUCAUCGCCGUGCGUGUCUUCUACAGGAAGUGUCCUCGCGUCAUCCAGAAUGGAGCUGUGUUUCAGGAGACCCUCUCUGGGGCAGAGAGCACCUCUCUGGUGGCAGCACGGGGUGUGUGUAUCUCCAACGGGGAGGAGGUGGACGUGCCCAUCAAACUGUACUGCAACGGGGAUGGGGAGUGGAUGGUGCCCAUCGGGCGCUGCAUGUGCAAGGCUGGCCACGAGGCUGUGGAGAACGGGACUGUGUGUAGAGCUUGUCCAUCGGGCUUCUUCAAGCCUAUACAGGGUGAUGUAUCCUGCAUGCAGUGUCCAAUCAACAGCCGCACCACCAACGAAGGAGCCACUAACUGUGUGUGCCGCAACGGUUACUAUCGCACUGACUCAGAUCCCUUCCAGAUGCCCUGCACAACGGUGCCAUCGGCUCCUCAGAACGUUCUGUCUAUCGUGAAUGAGACGUCUCUGAUACUGGAGUGGCAGCCUCCUAGGGAGUCAGGUGGCCGUGAGGACGUGGUCUUCAACAUCAUCUGUAAGAGCUGUGGAGGGGGUCGGGGAGGCUGCACGCGCUGUGGGGACAAUGUCCAGUUUGUACCCCGCCAGCUGGGUCUGACAGAGCCACGUGUUUACAUCAGUGACCUGCUGGCGCACACACAGUACACCUUCGAGGUGCAGGCCGUCAAUGGGGUCUCCGAGCAGAGCCCCUACUCACCACAGUACUCCUCCGUCAACAUCACAACCAACCAGGCUGCUCCGUCGACAGUGUCCAUCAUGCACCAGAUCAGUCGUACCGUGGACAGCAUCACUCUGUCCUGGUCUCAACCAGACCAGCCCAAUGGAGUCAUUCUGGACUAUGAACUGCAGUACUAUGAGAAGGACCAGACAGAGUACAACUCAACCAUCAUAAAGAGCCAGACCAACACAGUGGUCAUCCGCGGUCUCAAACCAGGCGCGAUCUAUGUGUUCCUGGUUCGCGCCAGGACCGUGGCCGGAUUUGGCCGCUACAGCGGCAAGCUCUACUUCCAAACCAUGACUGAGGAGGAGUACAACACCAGCAUUCAGGAGAAACUGCCUCUUAUCAUCGGCUCUGCAGCUGCAGGUCUGGUCUUCCUCAUCGCAGUGGUUGUCAUUGUCAUCGUCUGCAACCGGAGGCGUGGCUUUGACCGAGCAGACUCAGAGUACACAGACAAGCUGCAGCACUACACCAGCGGCCACAUGACUCCAGGAAUGAAGAUAUAUAUCGAUCCGUUUACAUAUGAGGACCCCAACGAGGCUGUGAGGGAGUUUGCUAAGGAGAUUGACAUCUCUUUUGUAAAGAUUGAGCAAGUCAUUGGCGCAGGAGAGUUCGGGGAGGUGUGCAGUGGGAACCUGAGGCUCCCAGGCAAGAGGGAGAUGUUUGUGGCCAUCAAGACGCUGAAGUCGGGCUACACAGAGAAGCAGAGACGGGACUUCCUGUCUGAAGCGUCCAUCAUGGGUCAGUUUGACCACCCGAAUGUGAUCCACCUGGAGGGUGUGGUCACCAAGAGUGCCCCCGUCAUGAUCAUCACUGAGUUCAUGGAGAACGGAUCACUGGACUCCUUCCUCAGACAAAACGACGGUCAGUUCACGGUGAUCCAGCUGGUGGGCAUGUUGCGUGGCAUCGCCUCUGGCAUGAAGUACCUGGCCGACAUGAACUACGUCCACCGCGACCUAGCCGCACGCAACAUCCUGGUCAACAGCAACUUGGUCUGCAAGGUGUCUGACUUCGGCCUGUCACGUUUUCUGGAGGACGACACGUCAGACCCCACCUACACCAGCGCCCUGGGAGGGAAGAUCCCUAUCCGAUGGACAGCCCCUGAAGCCAUCCAAUACAGGAAGUUCACAUCCGCCAGUGAUGUCUGGAGCUAUGGCAUCGUCAUGUGGGAAGUCAUGUCCUAUGGAGAGAGACCUUACUGGGACAUGACCAAUCAAGACGUGAUCAAUGCCAUAGAGCAGGACUACCGGCUGCCCCCUCCCAUGGACUGCCCUAGUGCCCUGCACCAGCUCAUGCUGGACUGCUGGCAGAAGGACCGUAACAACCGGCCCAAGUUCAGCCAGAUUGUCAACAACCUGGACAAGAUGAUCCGCAACCCCAACAGUCUGAAGGCCAUGACCCCUCUGUCAUCAGGUGUCCAUCUUCCUCUCCUGGACCGCAGUGUUCCAGACUUCUCCAGCUUCAGCACAGUGGACGAGUGGCUGGAUGCCAUCAAGAUGGGCCAGUACAAAGACAACUUUGCCAACGCUGACUUCACCAGCUUUGAUGUGGUUUCCCAGAUGACUAUGGAUGACAUCCUGAGUGUGGGUGUAACGUUAGCAGGCCACCAGAAGAAGAUCCUGAACAGUGUGCAGAUGAUGCGUGCCUCCAUGAACCAGAUCCAGUCUGUGGAAGUUUGACCAUCCAGAGUGGAGCAGAGGAGAGGGGAUUGGGAUGCAGGACCCUGGGUGCACGGAUGGAGUGGAUAUGUUUUUGCUUGACCGUGAACCUGGGUUUCCUACCAGACUACCGUCCAUCCCUGGUCCCCCCUUCCAAUCCCUCUCCUGUCCUCCUCUAUGCCCUCAUCCAAAGUCCCCGCAACCUUCGGGAUCAGCUUUGGAAGGUUGUGGCCAGCAUGUCUAAAUGACCAGACGUCAAUCAACGUGGCUCACAACCGUCCAUCUUGGAACCAGGAUCAUGAGAGGUUACUGACCAGAGACACAUUUCUACUACCAUCUUCCACCCAUGUUUUUUAUUUUAUUUACGUUGAACUUUUACGUUUGUUUUAAGAAUUUUGUAAAGAAUUUUGUAAAGAAAAAAAGUUAAGAACUCUAGGAGUCUAUAGAUGGUAUACAAUUGUAAGCUAGGUGAAAUGACUAGAAAGGCUACCCUUUAAAAAGGGCCACAGACAAGAAGACAUUGAAAACUGGGUGAUUUAAGACCAACACUCUCAAAAUGAAUCUGAUAUAUUCUUUGUAAACUAGGUGAACUGACUUCAGAAACAGAAAUGCAACAUAAAUAUUUGCUGCCUCCCUGAAUGGCAAACAGCAGAAGAGACUGAGGAACUUGAUCUAUUCCCCUGUCUUUGAUUUGGGAUGUAAUAUAAGUGUGAGCACCAUGAAAUGGACCUGGCAGAAACUACUGACAUGAACAAAUGAAAGACAUUCAGUGAUCUACCAAUUCAAAAGUAAAGAAAUGUAAACAAAAAUACAUUUUCUCAUAUCAAGUAAUUUCCUUUUCUGUGUGAAUAUUGUGAUGAAGAUUCUCUCUCACCAUGCUUCCUCUCACCAUGGGAAAAUUUAUAUUUUUUCAAUAUUAACAUAACCUGCCAAAUGGAACGUCGUCCCUGUGUACCUCAGAUGAUGUCAUGACGAUGUCAUGAUGACGUCAAGAUCCUGUACACAUCGGAUGCACAUGACAUUGGGACUGUGAUGUGAUCACUAUGAGACGGACAUAGUUACUAAUACCUGGAAGUGAUGGAUUUACAUUUUUCUUAGGGUGACUAUAGGGAGGUUUUUAUCUGUUGUUGUUAUUAUUAUUAGAUUUUUUGGGGCAAAAUGUUAGUUGUGGACUUUGAAGAAUCAGUGUAAUAAGCAGCAAACAUACAGUACUUCCUCCAUGGAUGUAUGGUGUUUACUUAGAAGGAGUGCAAGGAGUGCACAUAUGUUUUGGUCCUCACAUUGUCUUGAGGUUUCCCUGUGUUUUCAGCUUCACUGUGUGUUUGGUUGUGUGUGUCUGCGUGCGUGCCUGGUGCAUGGGUGUAUAUGUGUGUGUAUGCGUGUAUGCGUGCGUGUCUGGUGCAUGGGUGUAUAUGUGUGUGUGUGUCUGCGUGCGUGUCUGGUGCAUAUGUGUGUUUGUGUCUGCGUGCGUGCGUGUCUGGUGCAUGGGUGUAUAUGUGUGUGUGUGUAUGCGUGCGUGUCUGGUGCAUGGGUGUAUAUGUGUGUGUGUGUAUGCGUGCGUGUCUGGUGCAUGGGUAUAUAUGUGUGUGUGUGUAUGCGUGCGUGUCUGGUGCAUGGGUGUAUAUGUGUGUGUGUGUAUGCGUGCGUGUUGCUAAUUGUGCUCGGUGGUACAAAGCAACGGCUCCCAAAGCUGAGGGGGUAGUGUUUGAUAGCAGCAUGCUGAGUUAAUGAUUGAUUUCACAGAGCUUUGAUUUGUUACACUUUACAAAAUAUAAUGCGCUUACAUUAUAUUUAGCUUUUUUCUUGCAAAUUGUUUUCCUUUUAAAAUAAUUUUACAUUGAAGUGUUUGGGUUUUAACACCCUAACAUUGGUACGGUCACAGACAAAUCUUUUCACAACAGGGCAGUAACAUUAGCAUGGGAUAGUGGAUUAUUUUACGCAUAUUUGUAUUGUUAUUAUUGUACAUCGUGGAUGAUUGACAGCUUUUCCAAGUCGUCUCUUGGCAGGGUAUGUGAACGCAGAUCAUACUGGACAAUGGAUGACUAUCUGGAUCUUCCAUGCUCUUUUGGAAUUUUAGGAAAUCAUUAUUAUGUUGGUGCUCACAAAUUGUAGAUAACUGGAGUCCUUGAGACAUCUACUUUCAUUUUAUAGAUACGUAUUGCAUUUACUGUAUGGCUUCUGUGAAAAACUGCCUGGUGAACGGAGAGCUGUCUAUCAUUGGCUUUGUUGUUGUGGCCGAUGUGUUGUUUGAGGGGUUAGGGAGCCUGAUGGGUCUGUUCUAGUUCAAAUCCAUGGAUUCCCCAGGGAUGGUAAAACACAGAGUUUACAUCACUACUGCAGAGCUCCUAAUGGGCAGAUCCACUGAGACAGGCUCAGUACUCAAUACAGACUGAGGAGCCAGACAUGGAGCUCCAGCUGGUCAGACAUGUCCAUUCCUAGUGGGAGUCCACUGCCUGAUCACAGCCCCACUGGCCAGACAGUGGUUCCCUCCAUAUCUCCUCAGAGCUAAACACAUGCCUCAGAUCUACCACUCUUCUCCUCCCACUGUUCUCUGUGCUCUGCUUUUUCAGAUCCAUUGCUUUGUGACUCUGCAUGUUGUCAUGUUGACAGACCAGACUGAAUUUAUGUAGAUAACACACAACCUGUGGGCCCUGUACUGGUUUCACAGCAGGUGGCUAUGUGAGCAGAGGUUCUUCCACAAAAGGUCAUUCUUCCAUAUACAUCAUCAGGUGUCCGCUGUCCGUUUUAAGGCACUUUGCUGUCUGAGCAGAACAGGAGAGGUGUCCUAUGUAGGCCUUAGCAUUAGACCCCUAAACACAGAAUGCGUGAAAUCCUGCCUUUGCUCUCGUCUGUCAGUUAGUCCCCAUUUCAUUCCACCCACUAACCCACAUAGCCGUCCAGAGUCUUAAUAAACGUGGGCAGGAGCAUUGAGGUUUUGAUCCAGCUUCUGUAAUAUCAUCCUCCCUUUAGUUUUCCGUCAACAUUUCUGUGCGUCACCAUGCAUAUUCCAGUGCAGACUCCAUGACAGAUGAAACAGCAGGAAGUGCAUCACUCUAUUAGUCACUGCCCAGAUUAAAAGGGGCAGCGAUUCUGUGACCCAACUGUCACUGAUGUGACCGUGCUGUUCCCUUUCAAAAAGAGCUCACAAAGUACUUUCUUCCUUUCCAUUGCACAACACUAUAAUAUUUAAGGGCACCUCAGUGAUAUUCAGUUAAGCCCAGGCAGCCUGAGUCAGUCUUCCCAAGAUAUAGACAGAUAUCCCACUGUCAGAACAAUCAGUGGCAAUAUAUGUUCAAGAAAGCAGGCCCUGCAGCACAGCACUAGUAUUUGUGCUGAAGACGGUGAUAGUCAUAGGAAGGUGAUGAAGGUGAUUAUCAAGUGAUUAAAAGAGCGGUGUGUAAACAAUGUGACGUUCAAUCAAAAUACAGUACUAGGACAUGUUGUUAGGAUGAGAUGAACUAAAACAUUCAGUAAUGGUGGACUCGUAUUUAGAGUGAUAGGAACAUGAAUAUAGGUCGUAAUAAAGUGGUUUUCUUUUAUUGCAUCGCUCUUGGAAGCGUAGGUUUGGUGUGUUACUUCUGUUCAGAGCAGCUAGAUUCAUAAGGAGUUGAGUCAACACAUGUUUAUUGGUUGCACAGUGUGGGGCCAUGGUGACUGCUGAAAGCGCUGUGUAAUGUAUUUAUUUAUUCUGCCUCGGAACCUAAUGGCACAAAGAAACCCUGUUUAUAUACCGAUAGUUCAUCCAGAGCUAUCCUUUGCUAUUGGCCACAGAAAAAGCUGUCAUCCCUCUUUCUUUUAUUUUUAAGACAUUGAUAGCCUCCUUUUAAGAACAGUACAGCUCAAUGGUACUGGUUUCAUAGCCCCGCCCUUCUGAUAAAACCCCUUGGCACAGUCGCCCUAUUGGCCUGUUGUAAUGGACCUAUUGUAAGUGAUUGACCAAUCUGGUGCGAUUAUGAUGGGCUUAGUUCAGAGAAGAUUAUUCCCACAUUGUAACGUUUUUUAGACUUUGCUGUGUGAAUCCAUGAUGGUCAUUAUCUCACUGGAUAGUUCUCUCUGGUGUGCAAUGCAAGUGUUUAAAGCACCACCCUAAGUACUGUAAAUGGGUUACUUUAUACAUAGAUUGCAUCAAGGACAUUUUUGCAUUGGUGAGAUUUUGCAGCUCGUUGAAGACGAGUAGAAGCUAAAAUAGAAUAAAAACCACACAUAGCUUUUUGUUGAAUGAUAAUGUAUUUUUUUCUCUCCCAAGACCACUUAAAUAACAGACAUUUUAAAGACAGUAAAUGUACACUUCUUCAAAGCACUUAUUGGUGUUUCUAUGUUUACAUUUUUCAUGAGGAAGAAAAUGUCUCAAACGUCUGCUCCGUUAAUAAAAAAUAUAUAUAACAUUUGGCUACCAUCGUUGCAUAUUAUUUAACAGUGCAGGGCAUAUACUUUGUUCUCUCCUUUUUCAAUGUCCAGGCUCAUGAGACAGAUGUAGGAAUGAUGUCUAAAGUGCAUAAUAAUGAUAUAAUAGCAUUGAGACCAGAAUACAUCUGUUUGUUACAGUAAGGGUCUUUGUUUGGAAUCUCAGAUAACUUGCUAGUAUCACAGAACUCUGUCCUCUGCUGUUUUGUACAUCUAAAACUCUCGUCUUUGUUUCAAUGGCUUGUAUCUGCAGAUACUGUUGAUGUUUUACUGUCAAUGUCAUGAUAAGUAAUACAUAACAAUCCCCCCUCUUUUAUUUAUGAAUCAAAACAAAACCAAUGAAUCUGAGAUGUUGAUUCAAUGCACUGUGGACGCAAAGAACAAUUUCCAUUCGGUGUUCCAAUUUUUUAAGGACGGACGGAAACCGUUAUGUCUCAGUGUUAGAAUGACAUGACAGUGUGCAUAAACACAAGCUGUGCCUGCUCAUACUCGUUGGUCUGUGUUUGUGCACCAUCCAAAUAUGUCUCAAGCAGCAGUCUGCCUGCCUGUCUUUGUGGCAGUCAGUUCAGAGUGUAUAGAAAAUGGCUCCUGUGGAUAUCUCUUUUAUGUAAAGCGUUAGAGCUCCCUCUGCUGACACAGUGGCUAAUAGCAGUCUAGUUGUGACAAAUGUCCUUAUGUUCCUUGCGUUGUCUUAUCCCCCCACUUCCCCCCUCCACCCCUAUCUCCCCACCUCUCUGGCUGUUGGUGAAGACAGGCUGGGGAUGGCCUUGUCUCCCCUGGCCUGUUGUAGCCCUCAUAGACCAGUGCCGGCCCUGACCACUGUGACUGAUGUGGGAGGUCCUGUAUUUCUGUAUAAAUGUACAUUGACUGUAAUCCUGUGAAUGAUGUAACAAUUUCAUUAUUUGUAAUAUUGUUAUUGGUUUUAUUUUCUAAAAUGGAAAGCCCAACUCGACUCUCCUCAAUAAAAAAUGAGAUCUGUUA
Messenger RNA from Oncorhynchus kisutch (coho salmon), 8482 nucleotides. RefSeq names its product ephrin type-B receptor 2. Lineage: Eukaryota; Metazoa; Chordata; Actinopteri; Salmoniformes; Salmonidae. Gene Ontology annotation, biological process: ephrin receptor signaling pathway; axon guidance; protein phosphorylation. The transcript has 16 exons. Gene Ontology annotation, molecular function: protein binding; transmembrane-ephrin receptor activity; ATP binding. The record is from RefSeq and is a predicted model, not a curated record. The coding region runs from base 149 to 3118 and encodes 989 amino acids. Gene Ontology annotation, cellular component: dendrite; plasma membrane.